AAGGUAAAUUGUAUUUGUAUUGGAAUUUUAGAUUUCCUCGGAAUUAUUUGUAAGUGUCGUUUGGCUAUUUUUCAUGAAAUCCUUUCUCUUCUUGUAAAAAAAAUAAAUAAAUAAAAUAAAAUGUUCUGCACUAUGAAGCCGCUGCUUCUCACUAGCUCUUCUUCCUCUUCCUAACAAAUUCACCCCAUUUCGAAUUCUAAACUCCCUCAAAUUUAACAAAUUCCCUAAUUGAUCUCAAUAUUCCCAAAAUCAAAAUCUUGAUUUAUUCAAAUUCAAUCAUCAAACCAAAAUCCAUCAAAUGAUGGGGGGUCGUCGAGAUGGUUUGAUGCGAAGCAGCAGCAGCAGCAGCAUUCGACCAUCUCGAAUCGCAAUUGCUAUUACGAUUGGAAUAUUAAUGGGGUGUGUAUUCGCCAUUUUUUUCCCUCACGGCUUUUUCAAUCCUUAUUCUGCUGCUGCCACUAUCUCCAAUUCCAUUUCUCAGGAGAGUUCGUCGGACUGUGAAUCAAGUGAGCGGAUUAAUAUACUAAAGACCGAUAUUGUUAGGAUGACGGAGAAGAAUGCAGAGUUGAGGAAGCAAGUGAGGGAGCUAAAUGAGAAGCUGAGGUUGGCUGAACAGGGAACAGACACUGCUCAAAAGCAAUUCCUGGCAUUGGGUGAACAACCUAAGGCAGGGCCUUUCGGUACUGUCAAGAGUUUAAGGACGAACCCAACUGUAGUGCCAGAUGAAUUGGUUAACCCCAGAUUGGCUAAGAUCUUAGAAGAAAUUGCUGUUAGGAAAGAGCUUGUGGUUGUGUUGGCAAAUGCGAAUGUGAAGGAGAUGUUAGAAGUGCAGGUAUUGACUGUCAAGAAAGCCGGUAUACUUAAUUAUUUGGUUGUGGGGUUGGAUGAUGAGAUUGAGAGUUAUUGCAAAGCCAAUGGUGUGGCUGUCUAUAAGAGAGACCCGGAUGAAGGGGUGGAUGAAAUAGGAAGGUCAGGUGGAAAUCAUGCCGUCUCUGGAUUGAAGUUCCGUAUAUUAAGGGAGUUUUUGCAGCUUGGUUAUAGUAUUCUUCUUUCAGAUGUUGAUAUAAUCUACUUGAAAAAUCCAUUUGAUCAUCUUUAUCGUGAUUCUGAUGUGGAGUCAAUGACAGAUGGUCAUAAUAACGCGACUGCUUAUGGGUAUAAUGAUGUCUUUGAUGAACCUGCAAUGGGAUGGGCUCGGUAUGCACAUACUAUGAGGAUUUGGGUUUAUAAUUCUGGGUUCUUUUACAUAAGGCCUACUAUUCCUUCCAUUGAGCUUUUGGAUCGCGUUGCUGAUAGGCUGUCCAAGGAGAAAGCAUGGGACCAGGCAGUUUUCAAUGAGGUGCUCUUUUACUCUUCACAUCCAGGGUAUGAAGGGCUUCAUGCUUCUCGGAGGACCAUGGAUUUCUAUGCUUUCAUGAACAGUAAAGUUUUAUUUAAGACUGUUAGAAAAGACCCUAACCUGAAGAAGUUGAAACCUGUGAUCAUCCAUAUAAAUUACCAUCCUGACAAACUUCCAAGAAUGAGAGCUGUAGUCGAUUAUUACUUCAACGGCAAGCAAGAUGCCUUGGAUUAUUUUCCUGAUGGUUCUCAGUGAUGGAAGUAGAGAUAUAUUAUCCUGCUCACAUUCGGCAUUUGUUGUUAGUUGACACUGAGGGCAUGGCACAUACUGAAUAUGGGUUUAUUUCAGCCUAUUUUGUGGUCUAACAGAAUUUUUAGAAAGAUUUGCCACCCUUUUUUGUUUUACAUGAUUUGCUUUUCAGCUGUUUCUUUGUAGGAUUUUACUCAUUGUUUCUAUUAGUACUUCGGUUCAUCUUGUAAUGUGAUUGUAACUUAAUGAAAAGAUGAUAUAGAAGGUUUGUAUACUCGUGUCAACUUAUAA
Messenger RNA from Chenopodium quinoa (quinoa), 1879 nucleotides. Its product is annotated as arabinosyltransferase RRA3-like. Gene Ontology annotation, molecular function: glycosyltransferase activity. The record is from RefSeq and is a predicted model, not a curated record. Gene Ontology annotation, biological process: root hair cell development. Bases 299 to 1594 code for a protein of 431 amino acids. The transcript is spliced from 2 exons. Lineage: Eukaryota; Viridiplantae; Streptophyta; Magnoliopsida; Caryophyllales; Amaranthaceae.